ACUUUGCUUCACCACAACGUUGGGUAGCCUACUAGCCUGUAAAGUAAUUGAAGAAAAGGAAAAUUCGAAAUUCAAGCAAAGAUAAAACAAGGGUUUUGAAUUUUAUGACCUUUAAUUUCAGUGAAAGAAAAAAAGUUUGUAAUUUGAUUGGGAGACAAAGAGGAAUUGGAGAACUUUGCUAUAGUGCGAGACAUUGGAAAGAGAGAGAAAGGGUGUCGUGUAGUUAAUACAGAGAGGUGCAGAUGCCUGACAUGAACACUUGUCCCUUAAUUUACUCCUUCCUCUGAGAACCCUUUUGCUGUUGUUUAGUAGAGAGAGACAGAGAGAGAGAAAGUUGGGUUUUUCAGAGCAGGAGGAGAGGUUCCAGAUGCUCUUUCGAUGGGGAAAAAUGGGGAGCAGAAUUUGGAAGGAAGAGGGGGUCUUGAGGCCGGGAAUCCAGAGCCUUCUAGAUUCUUCUGCGCGAGAUGUUCAAUGGUGGUGUCAAGGGUUUGGAAUGAGUUUAGUUUCAGAUGUGUUUUUGUGUUGAUUCUCAGUCUCUCCGUUUUGCUUUCCGGGAUCUUUUGGAUCUUUCCUGUUCGUACCUGGAAGUCAGGAUUUGAUGCUAAAGAAGCUAUUAAACAGAGUGCAACAGUUCAGGCAUACUUUAGACUUCCAAAUCCAGUUUCACAGCUUGUCCCUCACGUUAAGAGGUUAGAGUAUGAUAUAUAUGAAGAAGUAGGCCUUCCAAAUACUAAGGUGGUUAUCCUAUCAAUGCACCAGUCAAGUGCAUCUAACUGGACUAAUGUGGUGCUUGGUGUUCUUUCUGAUCCAAUAAAUGCUCCAAUGAACCAAGUCUCACUAAGUGUGUUGAGGUCAUCUUUAAUUGAGCUGUUCCUUCAGCGAUCCAAUCUGACUUUGACAGCAGCAAUUUUUGGACAGCCAUAUAAAUUUGAGAUUUUGAAGUUUCCUGGGGGAAUCACUGUAAUACCUGUUCUGUCUGCUUCCAUUUUGGAGAUUCCCCAGAUUCUGUUUAAUUUUACUCUCAAUAAUUCCAUCUCUGAAAUAGAUGAAAAGUUUCUCAAGUUAAAGAAUCAGCUGAAAUAUGGAUUGCGACUGACUGCAUAUGAGAAUAUUUUUAUGCAAAUAACAAACGAAAAUGGCUCCACAAUUUCACCUCCAGUCAUAGUUCAGGCAUCAAUCUUGUCAGAUAUGGGGAGCAUUUUGCCACAGAGAUUGAUACAGUUAGCUCAACUAAUCACAAACUCUGCUGCGGGGAAUCUUGGCCUCAAUAACUCUGAGUUUGGUAAAGUUAAUAGCAUCAUUCUAUCAUCUUACAUGAAGGGUACAAUUAAUGGCAACAUUCCCACUCCUUCACCAGCUCCUUCUCCAGGGCCAAUGAUUUCACCCUAUCCUGCCUUUUCUCCAGCAUCCUCACCUCAAAUUCAUCAUCAUUCUGAUGCUUCAUCAGCAAGCCCUAAUCACCAUUAUGCACCAAACCCUAAAAGUAGCCCUCACCAUUCUAUGCCUCCCAUUCGGAGUUCUGCAGCACCUUCAAGUGCUACUGCCGACCCCUCUUGUCCAUAUACUCAUUCCACAAUGCCUCCUAGAUCUUCACAAGACCAAAGAUCACCUGCAAUGGGUCCCCAAUCAGCAUUGGCCCCAGAUCUGCCACCUUUACCUGCAGUAUCGUAUGGGUCCCACCCAGGUGAGGAUACAGGGAGUCCAAAAGGCCCAGUUUCUCCAUGACUUGCUGCAUCUCCAUUGGCACAAUAUACAUCAUCUUUAGCAGUAGGCAUCCUCACCAAGGAAGUCUGGUUACUAGGAUUUCAUGGAAUGCUGAUCUUUCAUCUAAUUUGUUGGUUAUACUGAAAGUUCACUUUCCAUCAUACCGGCAUAGUUUUCAAGGCAUUCAAUAUACCGCAGCUUAACAAUGUCUGACACAAUUUUGUUCUUGGCAAGGAUGGUAGGGGCUCCAUCGACAUAAAUUUCAAGUUUCUUCUUUGGCAGAAAUGUCAAUUGGAUGUAGGAUGAACUACUGGUCAAAGCCACAAAGGUGGCGGGCUAAUCAUCUUACUUCCUAAUGUUUCUGAUGUCACAAGAAAACAGGGUAUUUUCU
Rubroshorea leprosula is the source of this 2095-nucleotide messenger RNA. The record is from the annotation of a GenBank genome assembly. NCBI's taxonomy places the organism in Eukaryota, Viridiplantae, Streptophyta, Magnoliopsida, Malvales, Dipterocarpaceae.